Messenger RNA from Paramecium tetraurelia, 1022 nucleotides. RefSeq lists its product as uncharacterized. NCBI's taxonomy places the organism in Eukaryota, Ciliophora, Oligohymenophorea, Peniculida, Parameciidae. The transcript has 3 exons. The record is from RefSeq and is a predicted model, not a curated record. Gene Ontology annotation, molecular function: nucleic acid binding.
AUGUCGAAAGAUCCAUUUGAUAUCAAGGUAUAAGGAAAAUCAACUCAAGAUCAAAUUGCUUCUUACUUAGUUAAGGUUGUAUUAGGUCUUAGAGACAAAGAAAAUACAUAAAAGUCUGUUAAGCUUUUAGGGUCUGGUUCAGCCAUUCCUCAUGCGAUUUUGGUUGCUGAAAUUAUUAGAUCGAGAAUUAAAGGUGUUAAGUCAAUCACAUAAUUCGAAAGCAUGCCAAAAGACAUCAAAGAUCAAAAUGAUAAAUAGCAAGAACAUCAAAUAUACAUCCCGGCAAUCCGAAUUACUUUGACAAUGACUCCAACUGAAGAAGAAUAGGGUAUGCCAGGAUUUCAAGAGUAAAAUGAAGUGGGAGAUGAUAAACAUACUGAACUUUUUGAUUAUGUAAUGAUGUACAUUCGAAAUCUUUACUUUUCGAAAAGAAACUUUAUAGACUAAAGAAGAGAUAAUAGAGAUAAUAGAAAUAAUAGAGAUAAUAGAGAUAAUAGAGACAAUAGAGAUAAUAGAGACAAUAGAGAUAAUAGAGACAAUAGAGAUAAUAGAGAUAUUAGAAAUAAUAGAGAUAAUAGAGAUAAUAGAGACAAUAGAGAUAUUAGAGAUAAUAGAAUUAAUAGAGACAACAAUCAAAGACAAGAUGAUGAUGGCAGAAAAAAUAAAGAAAGUAAAUCCAAUUACCAAGACAAUAAAUAAAAAUAUCAAUAAACAAGAGAUCAUUAAACUAAUCCAGAUAAAUCAGACAAUUGGAAUAAGGAUAGAGAUCAAUUCUAAUAAACAUAAAAUUAACGCACUUUUCAAACUAGAGGAGGUUACAAGACUCGGGGAAAUGAUAGAGAUGGCAGAGUAUCAAGACCUAGGAAUAACUAUGAAAACAGAGGUGAACAAGCAAGAGAAACACCAUAACCGCCCCCAGUUAUUAAACAAGGUGAAAUUCGCAGCAGAGGAGGCUAAUAGAGGGCUCAACAUUGAUAUUAUUUACAUUAUAUACAGUAUUUGUUUGAUAAAUUCUUCUAUUA